Molecule: messenger RNA, 2706 nt
Organism: Thlaspi arvense
Lineage: Eukaryota; Viridiplantae; Streptophyta; Magnoliopsida; Brassicales; Brassicaceae
Source: the annotation of a GenBank genome assembly
AAUAAUGCUACUGAAAGAGACGCAGCUUCUCAAACCGGGAAGUCCCGGUUCCUGAUUUGGCUAAUCUUCACAUUCGCUUACAUUCACUUCUCCGAUUCAUCUACCGAACGAGAGAUUCUGCUUCAGUUCAAAGGCAAAAUCAUCGAAGAUCCGUACAACAGCUUAGCUUCUUGGGUCUCAAGUGGUGACAACGACGACGAUCUCUGUAAUAGCUUCAAUGGCGUAUCUUGUAACCCAGAAGGAUUCGUCGACAAGAUCGUUCUUUGGAACACAAGUCUCGCCGGGACACUAACUCCGGCAUUGUCCGGUUUAACUUCUUUAAGGGUUUUGACUCUGUUUGGCAACAGGUUUACAGGUAACUUACCUUUGGAUUACUCAAAGUUACAGACUUUAUGGAAGAUCAAUGUCAGUUCCAACGCAUUGUCUGGUUCGAUCCCGGAGUUUAUCGGCGGCUUGCCUAAUUUACGGUUAUUAGAUUUGUCCAAAAAUGGUUUCGUCGGAGAGAUUCCGGAUUCUCUGUUCAGAUUCUGCUACAAGACCAAGUUCGUUUCUCUGUCUCACAACAAUCUCUCUGGAUCAAUCCCGGAAUCAAUCGUCAACUGUAACAGUCUCAUCGGUUUCGAUUUCUCUUACAAUGGCAUUACCGGUUCGUUGCCUAGGAUCUGCGAUAUCCCGGUUCUCGAGUUUGUGUCUGUGAGAAGAAACUUGUUGUCUGGUGAUGUAUUUGAGGAGAUAUCGAAAUGCGAGAGACUGAGCCAUGUCGACAUAGGAAGCAAUUCUUUCGACGGUUUAGCUUCUUUCGAGGCUCUUGGAUUCAAGAACAUGACUUACUUCAAUGUCUCUGGAAACCGGUUUAGAGGUGAGAUCGGUGACAUCGUUGGCUGCAGCGAAAGUUUGGAGUUUUUGGAUGCUUCUUCGAAUGAGUUAACCGGGAAUGUGCCUAACGGUGUAACCGGAUGCAAAAGUCUCAAGCUUUUGGACUUGGAAUCGAAUAGGCUCAACGGGAGUGUACCUGAAGGUAUCGGGAAGAUGGAGAAGCUCUCUGUGAUCAGACUAGGCGAUAACUCCAUAGACGGGAAGCUUCCUCGAGAGCUAGGGAAUCUGGAGUAUCUACAGGUUUUGAAUUUGCGUAAUCUCAAUCUCGUUGGUGAAAUUCCAGAGGAUAUAUCCAAUUGCAGACUACUUCUUGAACUAGAUGUUUCAGGGAAUGCUUUGGAAGGAGAGAUCCCUAAGAACCUAUUCAACUUAACAAACUUAGAGAUUCUUGAUCUGCAUCGGAAUAGAAUCAACGGAAGCAUUCCGUCUGAUCUCGGGAACCUCACGAGAAUCCAGUUCCUCGAUCUAUCGGAGAACUUGCUCUCAGGUCCUCUUUCGUCUUCCCUCGAGAAUUUGAAUAGACUGACACAUUUCAACGUUUCUUACAACAAUCUCUCCGGACCUAUCCCAAAGAUCCAAGCUUCUGUAGCUUCUUCGUUCUCCAACAACCCUUUCCUUUGCGGUGAACCUCUCGAAACACCGUGCAGUUCUCUCAGAGCCGGACCAAGAUCAAGAAAGACCAAAGCUCUAAGCACAUCUGUUAUCAUUGUUAUCAUCGCUGCUGUUAUGAUCUUGGUCGGUAUCUGCCUAGUCCUUCUCUUGAACCUUAGAGCUCGCAAGAGACGGAACAAGCACCAAGAAGAAGAGAUAGUCGCUGUCGAUACUGCAACAACCACCGUAGCUUCAACUGAAUCUGGUAGUAUUGGCGGUGUGACAUUCGGGAAACUUGUUCUGUUCAGCAAGAGUUUGCCUUCAAAGUAUGAAGAUUGGGAGGCCGGCACGAAAGCUUUGCUCGACAAGGAUAAUAUCAUCGGGAUAGGAUCUGUAGGAACGGUUUAUCGAGCUUCUUUCGAAGGCGGUGUUUCCAUUGCGGUGAAGAAGCUCGAGACUUUGGGAAGAAUCGAGAGCCAAGAAGAGUUCGAGCAAGAAAUAGGAAGGCUUGGAGGUUUGAGUCACCCGAAUCUUGCUUCUUUUCAAGGUUACUACUUCUCCUCGACGAUGCAGUUGAUUCUCUCUGAGUUUGUUCCUAACGGGAGCCUCUACGAUAAUCUACACCCGAGAAUCUACCACAGAAUCAGCAGUAGCAGCAGCAGCAGCCAUGGAAACACCGAGUUGAAUUGGCAAAGAAGAUUCGAGAUUGCGUUAGGAACUGCAAAGGCUCUUUCUUUCCUUCACAAUGAUUGUAAACCUGCGAUUCUUCAUCUCAAUGUGAAGUCUACCAACAUACUUCUUGAUGAAAGAUACGAGGCAAAGCUAUCGGAUUACGGUUUGGAGAAGUUUCUUCCGGUUUUGAACAGCUUCGGUUUGACCAAGCUCCACAAUGCUGUUGGGUACAUAGCUCCGGAGCUAGCUCAGAGCUUGAGAGUGAGUGACAAAUGCGAUGUUUAUAGCUACGGUGUGGUUCUUCUUGAGCUUGUCACAGGUAGAAAACCGGUGGAGUCUCCAUCGGAGAAGGAGGUUUUGAUCUUGAGGGAUCAUGUGAGGGAUUUGUUGGAAACUGGUUCGGCUUCUUGCUGCUUUGACAGUAGAUUGAGAGGAUUUGAAGAGAAUGAGCUGAUUCAAGUGAUGAAGUUAGGUUUGAUUUGUACGACUGAGAAUCCAUUGAAGAGACCGAGCAUGGCAGAGGUUGUGCAGGUUCUUGAAUUGAUCAGAAAUGGAAUGGGAUCAUGA